Molecule: messenger RNA, 831 nt
Organism: Entamoeba dispar SAW760
Lineage: Eukaryota; Evosea; Mastigamoebida; Endamoebidae
Product: 26S proteasome non-ATPase regulatory subunit, putative
Exons: 1
Coding region: 1-831 (276 amino acids)
Biological process (GO): proteasome-mediated ubiquitin-dependent protein catabolic process
Source: RefSeq, a predicted model, not a curated record
AUGGAAGUAGAAAACACCACAAAACCAGAAGUUAAUGAAGAGGAUGAAACAAAGUUAUCCAUUGGAACUAAAAUUGAUAAACUAUUUGUUGAAUUAGAAAAAGCAUUUAAUGAACAAAACAAAGAAGAAACAGAACGUUUACUUCAAGAAACUAAUACACUUAUUGAAAAAGGUGGAGAUUGGGACAGAAGAAAUAGAAGAAGAGUUUAUGAAGGGUUAUACCUUGUUAAGUUUAAUCGAGAUUAUGCAAAGGCUUCAGAACUAUUAGUAGGAUCAGUUGGGACAUUUGCAGUUAAUACAUUAAUGACAUUUGAAAGAUUUGUGUUUAUUGCAAGUGUUACUGGGAUUUUAAUUUUUGAAAGAGGCCGAAUGAAAAAAGAAAUUUUAGAUAAUUCUGAUGUUAUUGGAGCAUCAGGAGAAUUUAAAUGUUUACUCAAUAUGGGAAAUGCCUUAUAUAAAAGUGAUUAUACUACAUUUAUUAAAGAAUUAAAAGAAGUGGUUAUUUUAAUGAUGCAAGAUAAUAUUCUAAAUAAGUCUGUUGAUUGGUUUUGUAAAGAAAUGAGAAUUAAAGCAUACAAACAAAUCAUGAGAUCAUAUUUGGCUGUUCGUUUAGAUGUUUUUGCUAAAGAAUUUGGAGUUACUAAUGACUUUAUUGAAAAAGAACUUGAGACAUUCAUUUCACAAGGACGUCUUGCUGCUCAAAUAGACAAAGUAAAUGGUAUUGUGAUGAAUGCGCAUAAAGACAAAAGGAAUGAGCUUUAUGUGAAUUUAGUAAAAGAGGGAGAUAUUGUUGUUGAGAAAUUACAACGAUUAGAACGGAAAUUAGAAUAA